Sphaeramia orbicularis (orbiculate cardinalfish) is the source of this 1540-nucleotide messenger RNA. RefSeq names its product potassium calcium-activated channel subfamily M regulatory beta subunit 3 (gene kcnmb3). Lineage: Eukaryota; Metazoa; Chordata; Actinopteri; Kurtiformes; Apogonidae. The transcript is spliced from 4 exons. Gene Ontology annotation, biological process: potassium ion transport; detection of calcium ion. Gene Ontology annotation, molecular function: calcium-activated potassium channel activity; potassium channel regulator activity. Bases 554 to 1387 code for a protein of 277 amino acids. Gene Ontology annotation, cellular component: voltage-gated potassium channel complex; membrane. The record is from RefSeq and is a predicted model, not a curated record.
CACAAAGUUCCUUUGGAUUCACUGAGAUUGAUUUCUUAUGCACAAAGACACAAAUAAGACCUCUGAGCACAUUUAGCCAGUGUGAGGAUGGUAUAUUUGUCAUAUAAUUGUCUCUGUCUGUUGUUUUUUUUUCCAUAAAAUGAAUUCAUACACAGCCUGUACUCACCUGUGCUGCAUCAUCCGUCUGUUUCAUUCUGUGUAAAAUUAUAAUAAUCAAGCAGGAUUUACUCGGCCCUACUUUUCUGUGACAAACUGCUGCAUGCAGCUGAGCCGUACAGGCCCACUGAGAGCCCAUUAGCAUCCUACCUGCCUUACCUGUGCCAGUUCCUAUAGAAACCAGCACAAGGGUGGAAGGGACUCAGCACUCACCUUUGAGCCUGGGUAAACAACUGUGUGCUCCCGGGUGGAUAAACUGCAGUGUGGGUUUUCCACUGAAGUCACCGCUGACCACUGGAUGAUCAGUCGCUGGCAUUUGACUUUCAGAGACACACAGGUCUGUUUGGGGGCUGGUUUUGGGUUUUGGGUCUAGGGGGUGGCUGGGAUAGUCAAGGCCAUGUUCUUGAACACAGCUUCCCCACGGAGGUCAUUUAACAUCCCCAUUAACAUCAACCUGCAGGGCGCUCGCAGGCGUCAGACACGGGAGCUCCUCGCUUCGGCUGCAGUUCAGGAGCAGGAGGGGGCUCGGGGCCUGAAUGUCCAUGGGGGCCAGCGUUCCCGGGCCCAGAUGCCGGUGUCCAGCGUCGGGGAGGAUAGAGCCAUCCUACUGGGCUUCACCAUGAUGGCCUUCGCUGUGCUCAUGUUCUUUGUAGUGGGCAUCACUACGGUCAAACCAUAUGUCAACAGUAACUGGGAGGAGGAGGCCAGCUGUGUGCUGCUGCAGACCACCAUCCUGGACCAGUGGGUGGACUGCAGAGGUGUGAGUGCCGUGCCCUGCCUCAGGGUCACCGUUAACCUCAGCGGCUCCCAUCAGCUGGCUCUACUACACUUUGACGAGGAAUCGGUUCUCCUCGCUCCUGAGUGUUUCUACAUUCCCAAAUGUCGGAUGGACAGACCAGAACUGGAAGGCGAAGUCCAGAAAUUGAAGAGCAGCUUAGACGCUCGGGUGGGAAGAGUUUCAUCUUGCCUCACCGACCGCGCCAGGCACCCACAGGACGCCAUCUUGAACAGGAAGUACACGAUGAGGACGGCCAUGUUGGCGCUGCUGUGGCCGUCUCUGAUGCUGGGCGGCGGAGCUCUGCUGGUCGGCCUGGUGAAGAUGACUCAGUGCUUGGCUCACCUGUCCUCCGAGAUGUGCAGCGAGACCUCGGCAGGACGGCUGACGUCCAAAUACACCCAGGGACGGCUGUACAAACUCCUGCGCAGGGCCAGUGUGCAGUCUCCCACAUGAAAAACCCAACAGAAGCGAAAGGAAAGAACCGCUUCAUCCAGUAAAAAGUCCAACGUGUUAGAUUUUCCCAGACUGAGGAGUGUUUCCACCUAGUUUAACCCUUUCAUGCAUAGUGGACACUACAGCGGACAGCUGUUCUAUUGUUUAUUCAUG